Messenger RNA from Aspergillus sclerotioniger CBS 115572, 2288 nucleotides. RefSeq lists its product as uncharacterized. The record is from RefSeq and is a predicted model, not a curated record. Lineage: Eukaryota; Fungi; Ascomycota; Eurotiomycetes; Eurotiales; Aspergillaceae. Bases 409 to 1983 code for a protein of 524 amino acids. The transcript has a single exon.
GCCAUCUGUUCAUAUCAUCAUAUUGCCAUGUAGAAAUUGAAUGCUUCUUGAUUCCUCUGAACACUCCAUUUGCUAUGUCGCCAUUACGACUUGAUCCGUGUAGGCCAUGGGCUUGUCGCCCUGGCGUCCAUUCUCCUGCUGCCGUGCUGACAAGAACCCUCAUUGUGGACGCCCUCUUGGGGCAUGUGGUGUUUUUAUUACCCUGGGCGCCGAGACUGUGAGCCAAUUCAGUGUUGCGAACAGAUCAAACACGCCCAAGUCUGAUACGAUGUUACGGGCCUGUCGUUGUUUUCACACGAUGAUCCCCUUCAUCAUCACGCCUUCAUCAUCACACCUUUGCUGACCACACUCUCCACCCCCAUCCUUGUACCAUCCGUGUCUCUCCUAUCCUAUCCCGUGGCUGUAGCCAUGUCUUCCGAUUUGCCUGAUAAUGGGGAGGAAAAUGCCGAAAGCCCGCCCUCGAGACCCAGGUCGCCCUCGGAGCCGCCUCUGGAAAGUGAAGCUUCUGCCAGAAGCAGCCGGGUUCGACCAUUCUUUGAUCUAUCGACAGUGGAUACCUUCUUCGAUCUUAUAUCUCCUCCUUCAGAUGAUGGGCGAAUUCGUUUGUAUCCUCCAUUCUUUGACUACGAUGAUCAAGACGCCUGGAGCCGGGGACAACGUGACUGCAAGCACGACGUGGUAGUCAUCGACUAUGCCAUAGAUGAGUAUGAAACGUGCGAUUCCUGUGGCAAUAUACCUACUCUCGGAUGGUUUUAUCGCUGUGGUGUGGAUACCACUGGAUACUCUCACCAGAUGGAUCCUGGCCAUGGCCCAGUUCUAAGUUCUUGGAUCUCAGAAGCCAUCAAGGCUGGUUGCUACAACGGUGUACAAAAGGAGAUCCUCGAGCAGCAAAAGUUGAGGGUCUUGGAACUGGCCGCCAGGCAUAGAGAUAGUCAGAUGGUUGCGUUUCCAAUGACGGAAGUCAUACAUGGCAUUGAUCCCGACGACGAUGACGACAACCCACACGUCGACUUUAUUGAAGAUAUAGCACAACAGGACCAAGGUCCCCCGGCUAUCCAAGGUUCCUCAAACGUCCGCCUUGGGCCCCCUCAUUGCAGUUAUCGCGCUUGUCAUAAUUGUGCGCCUCGACUUCAGGAACGCGUUUGGCUUAGCAUCAACGAGACAUGCAGAGACACGACAGUCAGAGCCCCGUCCGAGUGGGACCUGCGUGAUCGCUCUAUCUCAGAUGCAAAUGUUGUGAGAAACUUGGGACUCAGGCGCUUUCCUAUCCCUCACCCCAACGUCUCUCGCCACUCACAUCCUCUUGCUGAACGAAUAACCUCUUCUUCACCUGGUUCGUCUGCCGGCCCCUCUGCUGGAUCUUCUGUCGGCCCCUCUGCUGGACCUUCUGCCGGACCUUCUGUCGGACCCUCUACUGGACCCUCUGCUGGACCUGUCACUGAACAAUCUACCGUAUCAUCUGAUGGGCGUACUGGGCCAUCCCGUAGGGGGCUCAGGCGGCUGAUACCUAGAUCAUUGAGUAACCGAUCCUUCAGAUCCCCGUCUUUGACUCCGUCUACUUGCGUUCUUGCUCCUAUUACCACUCAGAUCGCGGGGGUUGUUACUGGCUUCUUCAAUAGGUUCAAUUCUGUUCCACCACCCACCCCUUCUCAUAGAGAGUUACCAGAACGGCGUCCUACCAUACCUCCCGAAACCUCUGCAAGCCCCAGUGCCAGUAGUCCGCAGACCGCAUCUUCUUCUUCCUCUGAGCAGACGCCUGCUUACUGGCCCCAGCUGUUGAGCUAUCAUACCGCAUGGAACAGCAUCAACAAGCACCCCAAGCGCCCUAAUCUGCCAGGUCACUUCCUGCGUACGAUCGUCUGUAUACCGGCGACCAUCAUCGAGGAGCAUGAGGAGCAAUUCAGGGAACCGGAACCAGACGACAGUGAAGAUGACGACGACGAAUCGGGUGGCUGCCCCCUUGACCCCGAAUCUUGCGAAUGACAAGGGGAAAUGGUGUGCCUGAAGGUCCAGGAAAUGAUGUUUAAAAGAUACAACGCGGAGAGGUGGGAAGUGGAGUGGGGAGUGAAAAGUGGUUAUGAAAAUAGAGACAUCUGGUAUCCAGCUGACUGUAUCGGAUCUAGAAUCGCUAUUUCAAGUGAUCCCAUUUUCAAGGGCUGAAUAUGGAACUCUGAGUUGUGUGCUUCAUCAUCAUGUGGGGUGGAUAUUCCCUGCCGUGUAUUUUUUAGCAAUAGCGGUUGUUGGAAGGGACACUAUGUAACUAGACAGGUUGAUAAUGAAAAUGCGAU